AUGACUUUAAUGACGUUUUUUCUCCUUCCUCUCUUUCUCUUUGCUUUGAUUUCACCUGCAUUUGCAUUGUUUCCUAAAAAGUUAUCUUACGUUUCCGAAAAUGGUCCUUUUAAGAAUGCUACCAUUGCCGAUGUUUUGAAUGGUUCGAAAAACCUAGCGGCAUCAUGCUCUUGCCCUUCCCACAUUCUUUCUUCUGACGUUCCUCUCUACUCGGCAAAAGAAACCAUCACUGCUUCUAGUUAUUGGUCCCUUGUUACAACUCAAAUUACCACCACUGCUUAUGUGCCUUUUACUUCACAACUUGCCUGUGUUCCCACAGGUGAUUCCCAUUCCUCUUCUUCUCUCACUAGCAGUGCGACUGGCAGCUCCUCUCCGACUCCUUCUGUAGCUUCGGUGCCUUCUUCGACCACCGCUGCUACUUCCAGUCAGGUUCCUCCCGCCAGUGCCUCACCUAGUCCUAGUCCAAGUGCCAGCCCCUCAUCCGUCCCUGCCCUAUCUACCGCCUCGGCUUCUUCAUCUACACAGACUGCUAAUACAAGCCCAGCCGGCACCCCAUCUCCAAAUGCCAGUUCCACUCUAGUUUCCAGCUCCCAACCGGUACCCUCUACGAGCUUCACUAGUUCCGUCGCUUCUCCUCCUGCUCCUUCCCCAUCAAGCAACUCCAUUAAGUCCUCCUCCUCAGUUCCUAUUCACAGCAAAGCUACUGGUAGUUCGUCCGCUUUCCCUCAUACCUCUGUUCUCUCUUUUCUAACCGAACGCUUCUCUACCGUUUACACAACAACCCUUUCGGGUGCUAGUUCGGAUGUCAGAAGUAUAACCUCUAAAGCUGUUUCCUCUACGCCGAUUGCACCUUCUUCUUCAUCUUCUUCCCUCCAAUCAAUCCCUCGUUCAUCAGUCCCUAUCACAUCUGCUGGUCCUUCUUCGAGUGUAGGAACUUCAUCUCCUUUAUCCUCCACUGCCAUUCUUUCUUCAACUGUCAGCAGCAAAAGUAGCCCGGCAGUUACUCCCACAACGAGUACCGCAUCCUCUGCUUCUUCUUCAACCGAGAGUGUUACUACCUCAAGCUCUACACCUGAGCAUCCCGUGUUAAGUACUUCUUCUUUUUCGAAGAUCACCUCUGCACCCCUUCCUUCAACUUCCAUUGAUAAAUCGAGCAGCAUUAUUACAAGCGCCACUACCGGAUCCUCUUCAACACCAAGCUUGGUGACUAUUUCCCCAAACAUAACUUGCUAUACUGAAACCGAUACUGUAACCACUACGUCUGGUUCUACCGUCACAUCCGGUUCUCAAGGAUUCACUUCCACCGUUGCUACUCCCUCAGGCUCUUCUGCUGGAACUGUUGUGAUUGAUACUCCUAGCCCUAGUCCCUCUUGGGUUACUGAGACCAUCACUUCUGGUUCUCAAGGAUUCACUUCCACCGUUGCCACUCCCUCAGGCUCUUCCGCUGGAACUGUUGUGAUUGAUACUCCUAGUGCUACGCCUAACGGUUCUGUUGUCAUUAACACUCCUAGCCCUAGUCCCUCUUGGGUUACUAAGACCACCACUUCCGGUUCUCAAGGUUUCACCUCCACUGUUGCUACUCCCUCAGGCUCUUCUGCUGGAACUGUUGUGAUUGACACUCCUAGCCCUAGUCCCUCUUGGGUUACUAAUACCAUCACUUCCGGUUCUCAAGGUUUCACCUCCACUGUUGCUACUCCCUCAGGCUCUUCUGCUGGAACUGUUGUGAUUGACACUCCUAGCCCUAGUCCCUCUUGGGUUACUAAAACCAUCACUUCUGGUUCUCAAGGAUUCACUUCCACCGUUGCUACUCCCUCAGGCUCUUCUGCUGGAACUGUUGUGAUUGACACUCCUAGCCCUAGUCCCUCUUGGGUUACUGAGACCAUCACUUCUGGUUCUCAAGGAUUCACUUCCACCGUUGCUACUCCCUCAGGCUCUUCUGCUGGAACUGUUGUGAUUGACACUCCUAGCCCUAGUCCCUCUUGGGUUACUAAAACCAUCACUUCUGGUUCUCAAGGAUUCACUUCCACCGUUGCUACUCCCUCAGGCUCUUCUGCUGGAACUGUUGUGAUUGACACUCCUAGCCCUAGUCCCUCUUGGGUUACUGAGACCAUCACUUCUGGUUCUCAAGGAUUCACUUCCACCGUUGCUACUCCCUCAGGCUCUUCGGCUGGAACUGUUGUGAUUGAUACUCCUAGCCCUAGUCCCUCUUGGGUUACUAAAACCAUCACUUCUGGUUCUCAAGGAUUCACUUCCACCGUUGCUACUCCCUCAGGCUCUUCUGCUGGAACUGUUGUGAUUGAUACUCCUAGCCCUAGUCCCUCUUGGGUUACUAAGACCAUCACUUCCGGUUCUCAAGGUUUCACCUCCACCGUCGCUACCCCUACUGGCACAUCUGCCGGCACUGUAUUGAUUGACGUUCCCAGUGCUAGCUCUUCUUGGGUAACUACUACGACCACUUCUGGUUCUCAGGGGUUUACCUCCACCGUGGCUACUCCUGAGGGCUCUAAGGCUGGUACAGUAUUGAUCGAUGUUCCUACACCUGCCUGGGUGACUAGUACGAUAACUUCCGGUUCUCAAGGCUUCACUUCCACUGUGGCUACACCAGAGGGUUCCAAGACUGGUACAGUUCUAAUCGAUGUCCCUACACCAUCCUGGGUGACUACUACGACAACUUCCGGUUCUCAAGGUUUCACCUCCACUGUUGCUACUCCUGAGGGCUCUAAGGCUGGUACAGUGUUGAUCGAUGUUCCUACACCUGCCUGGAUAACCACUACAAUAACUUCCGGUUAUCAAGGUUUUACUUCCACCAUCGCUACCCCCGAGGGCUCCAAGACUGGUACAGUUCUAAUCGAUGUACCAAAACAGACCACAACUACUACGACUAGUACAUUUGAUGGAAUAAAUGGUGGCUACACCAGUUCAUAUAGUGGAGGUGCUACUGAGACAAUUUUGAUUGGUACUCCUAACCACUCAGUUGUAAAUGUCGCUUAA
Messenger RNA from Schizosaccharomyces osmophilus, 2991 nucleotides. RefSeq names its product cell agglutination protein mam3-like. The transcript has 3 exons. Bases 1 to 2991 code for a protein of 996 amino acids. Lineage: Eukaryota; Fungi; Ascomycota; Schizosaccharomycetes; Schizosaccharomycetales; Schizosaccharomycetaceae. The record is from RefSeq and is a predicted model, not a curated record.